GAGUAUUUCUAUAAACAAGGGACAUCAGCAGAGAAGAGGCUUGUUAGUACAGAAAACUCCUGAUUACCUGGGGAAUAAUUAAAUAGAUGUUAGGUACCAGACUCCUCAUUUCUCUGUUAGUUUUUUCUGGUUAUUAAGUUAUUCUUUUUUCAUAACGUAAGGGGUGAGAGGAGGUGUCAAAAAUGAGACAAGGUUUCUGAGGGUGACGACCUCCCCACAAGAACAUGCCUCUCUCAAAGGAUCUCCUUCAUCCCUCUCCAGAAGAGGAGAAGAGGAAACACAAGAAGAAGCGCCUGGUGCAGAGCUCCAAUUCCUAUUUCAUGGAUGUGAAAUGCCCAGGAUGCUAUAAAAUCACCACCAUCUUUAGCCAUGCACAAACAGUAGUUUUGUGUGUUGGCUGCUCUACCGUCCUCUGCCAGCCUACAGGAGGAAAAGCAAGGCUUACAGAAGGGUGCUCCUUCAGAUGGAAGCAGCACUAAAAGCCCCUGGAAUCAAGAUGAAUGGGAAACCAUCCCAAUAAACACAUUUUGGAUA
This is a messenger RNA of Physeter macrocephalus (sperm whale), 534 nucleotides long. Its product is annotated as 40S ribosomal protein S27-like. NCBI's taxonomy places the organism in Eukaryota, Metazoa, Chordata, Mammalia, Artiodactyla, Physeteridae. The record is from RefSeq and is a predicted model, not a curated record. The transcript has a single exon. The coding region runs from base 225 to 479 and encodes 84 amino acids. Gene Ontology annotation, cellular component: ribosome; cytosolic small ribosomal subunit. Gene Ontology annotation, biological process: translation; ribosomal small subunit assembly. Gene Ontology annotation, molecular function: RNA binding; structural constituent of ribosome.